Molecule: messenger RNA, 947 nt
Organism: Fusarium redolens
Lineage: Eukaryota; Fungi; Ascomycota; Sordariomycetes; Hypocreales; Nectriaceae
Exons: 1
Coding region: 148-567 (139 amino acids)
Biological process (GO): polyketide metabolic process
Source: RefSeq, a predicted model, not a curated record
AUAAAUUGCUAGUAUCCUCGUUGAGCCCCUGAUGUUCAUCCAGCUGUUCCACUCUCGUUGGCCUCGUAUAUCCCUUGCAAGCUCCCCGUCAACGGAUCAUCACUAUCUUUUUCCAAACAAGCUAGUUACCCUGGUUGUACGAACACAAUGGCCAGCCAAAAGGCGCCUAACCAAUCCAAAUCAAUUGACGAGUAUCGAGCGUUAUACAAAACAUAUCUGGAGCACUGCAACGCUCACGACUUUGAAGCCAUGAGAUCGUUCUACGCGUCCCCUAUCGUCGUCAACGACAAACCAAUAACCCCAGAAGAUGCAACAGCUUCGUUCCAACCUAUGAUCGACGCAUUUCCCGACUGGCACUGGGAACUGCGAAACCUCACCAUCGAAGGCGACUAUCUUUCGCUUCUUUUCAAAGUCACAGGAACUCAUAAGGGUGACUUUCGAGGCUACAAAGCCACCGGCCGCAAAAUGGAGACGAAUCAAUUCACCCUGUACUAUGUCGUGGAGGGAAAAUUCGCACAAGUUUGGGACCUUGUUGAUUUCGAUACCUUGAUUGAGCAGAUCAAAUAGAGGAAUAUUUAUGGCAGAUCACGUUAGUCAAGAUUGAACAAUGACAUUCUUUGUUUCAGUUUUCCUGGGAAUUUGGUGAAUUAAGGAGGUGAAGCCAAACCAGGCUUAGAAAGAACAUCGAACCUUGUUCGCCUAGCUGGAGAGUAGCAUGGGCAAGGAUUGCGUGUUCCAGUGACGAUACCACGCUGCUGGGUACCAGGUGCCGAAAUGCCGGGUGAAUUGUUUCAUCUGAUUCAAUAUCAGUACUCAACUGAGCGUCGAGCUCAGACUCGGAUGAUUGUGAAAGUCAUUGUUGGGUUAUGUGACUACUCGUAAUAAGGUCAAAGAGCAUAGGGGACCAGUCAAAACCGUUUAUUUCCGAAAGAAGAGUGAGAACCAAG